Brachypodium distachyon (stiff brome) is the source of this 860-nucleotide messenger RNA. RefSeq lists its product as uncharacterized. The record is from RefSeq and is a predicted model, not a curated record. Lineage: Eukaryota; Viridiplantae; Streptophyta; Magnoliopsida; Poales; Poaceae. The transcript has 2 exons. Gene Ontology annotation, molecular function: zinc ion binding; nucleic acid binding. Bases 1 to 642 code for a protein of 213 amino acids.
AUGAAAACUUCAAUCUCCCCUGAUAUCAUCGGGGCAAUUCCUGUAAAGGACACUGCUAAAGAACAAUUCAAAAGUUCUGAAAAGGUUUAUUGUCGAGAGCUUUUGAGCAAGCUUCUUGAGAAGUAUGUGAUUGAAGGUAAUGUGAGGGGCCACAUCUUGAGGAUGGUAAAUGCAACUUCGAAGCUUAAGGCUUUGCAGUUUGUCCUUAAUGAAAAUAUCCUAAUCCUUUUGAUAUUGGAGUCCCUUCCUCGAGAAUUUGAUCAGUGUAAGAUCAAUUAUAAUUCUCUAAAAGAAAAAUGGACACUCGUGGAACUGACUCCCAGGGAUGUCGAGGAAGAAGAGAGAAUUAUGAAGCAAGGAAAGGACCAAGCCUUCUUUGUUGCCUCUUCCAAGAGGAAGCAUGAAGGUGGUCAUGGAAAUUUCAGGACCCAAAAAAAACCAUUUGUCCAGAAGGAUGCUCAAAAGGUUCCUAAAGGAAAAGGUCAUGAUGCCGGCACCUCUGCUGGUGUGGAGAAAAAUGCUUGCAAUUUUUGCAAGGAGAUAGGCCAUCUCCGGAAGGACUGCCCCGGUUUCCUUAAGUGGAUGAACAAAGGAGGGAUUAAGUUUGAUCCGCACCAUAAAGGCAAGAACAAGAAGCAUUAAAGUCGCCAAUGGGAAGGAAGCCGAUGUUGAAGCUGUGGGAUCCCACACAUCGGAGCUGCACACCGGCUUUCAUCUACAUUUGAAUAAUGUCCUUUACGUAUCUACAUUGAGUAGGAAUUUGAUUUCAGUUUCUUGCUUGGACGAUAUUUCAAUUGCAUGUUUGUUUGGGAAUCAACAAUGCGUUAUCAAACAUUGUAAUAAUGACGUUGGCCUCGUUG